This is a messenger RNA of Rubroshorea leprosula, 1440 nucleotides long. NCBI's taxonomy places the organism in Eukaryota, Viridiplantae, Streptophyta, Magnoliopsida, Malvales, Dipterocarpaceae. The record is from the annotation of a GenBank genome assembly.
UCCCGAUCAAGAGAAAAAGGGCAAACAGCAUCGAAUCGUCGAUCAGAACUACCUUCUCUGAGACAAACGUCGUUGACGCAAACCACAAGUUUCCUCCGGUAAGCAUACGUGCGGGUGAUAAUCCGAUGGAGAAGGUAAGAAUCUGAGAAGCAUUCCUCGGCACGCAAAAAGGGAGUUGCUUUCAGCUUCACUCAAUUAACGGAUUUGGGAGAUGGCAGACUCGUCUUCUUCUUCCAGGGAGGAGCUGAUUCACCUCAUCAAGCGCCUCGGGACGUAUCUCGCCCUCAAGAUGUCCAAUCUAUUCUCGAUCUCUCUCAAUAAACUGGAUUCACGAUCUGUAGGGGCUAUUGCAGGGCUUGCUGUUGCAAUAGUCUUUACCUAUAGGCUAAUGAGAUCACCUGCAGAACCUCAAAGGAGGCGUCCAAAACGCCAGGCUCCAACAACCAGUAGUUCUGCAGUCAGUACCCAAUCAAAUACAGCGUUGAUGCCUUCUGGUGUUUGUUAUUCUUCUGAAGAUUUAAGAGCACAAAAUGUUGUUGAUGAGUUCUUCCAACCUGUUAAGCCAACCUUGGGGCAAAUAGUUAGGCAGAAAUUGAGUGAAGGAAGAAAGAUAACAUGCCGCUUGCUUGGGGUGAUCCUUGAGGAAAGCAGUCCAGAGCAGCUGCAGAAACAAGCAACUGUCAGGUCUUCUGUGUUGGAAGUGCUGUUGGAAAUUACCAAAUUUUGUGAUCUUUAUCUCAUGGAAAGAGUUCUCGAUGAUGAAAGUGAAAAAAACGUUCUUCUAGCAUUGGAAAAUGCAGGCAUUUUCACAUCUGGUGGUUUGGUCAAGGACAAGGUUCUCUUUUGUAGCACAGAGAAUGGUCGGACAUCUUUUGUUCGGCAACUGGAACCAGACUGGCAUAUUGACACAAAUCCUGAAAUUGUUACCCAAUUGGCUAGAUUCAUUAAAUUUCAGCUUCACAUUUCUCCUGUUAGACUUGAACGGAGUGCUGCAAAUGUGUUCAGCUCUCCAUCCUUGGAGCACUUUUUUGGAUGUGGUUGAUGCCAAAUGGUAAUAGAUGCAAAUCUGUUUUAAUCUUAUUUUUCCUUUGGAUCUCUUCAUGAAACCCCUUACAGCCCAAUGUUUUUGUUUCAUUCUGGCACUGUGGUGCUGCUGUUAGUUUUAGGUUAAGGGAGAAUAUUUAUUUGUUUGAAAUUUGUGAAAUAUGUUCAGUAAUGAACUCUGUGAACGGGCGAAAUCCAUGCAACAAUUGAUGUUUGUAAUGUUUGUCAGUUGAAGGGUACGCCAUCAUAAAAAUAAUUUUGCUGCUCCACUAAAGUCUGCAACAACAUACCUGUCAUUAUCAGUUGGGGAUAGUCUUGCCUCAGUUCCUGUCUGAAUGUAUCUGUGUUAUUGCUUCUUGUUAUUUCUAUUUUGUUGAAUAAAAGUGUUGCCUAAAG